Messenger RNA from Prosopis cineraria, 1053 nucleotides. RefSeq names its product protein ACCELERATED CELL DEATH 6-like. The transcript has 2 exons. Gene Ontology annotation, molecular function: protein phosphatase regulator activity; protein phosphatase 1 binding. Gene Ontology annotation, cellular component: plasma membrane. The record is from RefSeq and is a predicted model, not a curated record. NCBI's taxonomy places the organism in Eukaryota, Viridiplantae, Streptophyta, Magnoliopsida, Fabales, Fabaceae. Bases 51 to 992 code for a protein of 313 amino acids.
CAAGUUUUUCACUCGAUAAUAAAGGUCGAGACAUUCUUCACAUUGCAUCUAUGAGAGGAAAAAGCAAGAUGGUAAAAUACCUAUUGAAGCACCCGAAGAUCAAUUCCAAAACUGUGAAUGAGAAAGACCUGCUAAAUGGAGACACCCCACUGCAUCUGGCUUCAAGAAAGUUGUAUCUUUGGACUUUAGACCAUCUAUCACGAGACAAAAGAAUAAAUGUGAACGUCGUAAAUGACCAGGGUUUAACAGCUAUUGAUAUUAUCGGAAGCCAAAGAAAAUCUCUAAUGACUCGUAUAGAGCUAGCAGCAUAUAUGAUUCUAAUAUUGGCCGGUGCCUCACUCAAACAUAAUACUAAGCUGAGAUCAAAUCAUGUAGUGAAAAAAGCAUGGAAUGAGGAUGAUGCGGCUAACACACUCAUAAUUGUGGCCGUACUGGUAGCCACAGUGACAUUUGCUGCUGGUAUCACAAUGCCAGCUGGAGUAUACAGUUCGGAUGACCCAGUCCCUAAAAAAAGAGGCAUGGCAGUGUUGACUGAUCAAACCCUGUUCAAAACAUUUAUGACUUUCAACACCACUGCCAUGUAUUUAUCCACUUUCGGUACUAUUCUUCUUCUUUGGAGGCAAUUGCCUGAUCGUCAUGUUUCAAGACGAGCGUAUAUUAUCUCAACAUAUUUUGUCCAUCUGGCUCUUGGAACCAUGCCAGUGGCAUUUAUGGCUGCCAUAUGUUUGGUUGUUAGAAAUGAUAGCUUUCUUGCAGAUCUUACAAGUAUCAUCGGAUUCAUCUUUGUUUUCCUUAUAUUACUCCUUGGCUUUUUAGGAUAUUUUCCUAAGAGAUCAAUUCGCUUUCCGGUUUUCCAUCAAGUUGUACGACUUGGUAUUUGGUUUGGUCUUUUUUUAUUUUAUGGGAGUAAGGAUGGUAGGGUUUAUGCUGGUAAAAUCCAACAAGACGAAGACAGUGCCACGCAAGAGAAGAACCGUGUCAACUCCCCUUGAUAUAUAUUGUAGAACCCAGUCGAAAGCUUUCUCAGUAAUUGGGUAAUUAAUGUUUUGUUCA